AUGUUGAGUACUUUUAUUCGCUCCAGGUCUUAUGGGAUGCAUAUCCAGAGUUGUUUUUACAAUAUACAUGAAAUGACUGACUGUUUUAUAUUUGCUGUGGAAGAACAUGUAGAAAAGGGUGAGACUACAAUACUUAAUGUAGUACCUUCAUUUUGUCAGUGGGUUGUUGAUGGUGACAAGACCAAAAUUCGACUCUGGGAAAUUAUUGGAAAGACUUUCUCUUCGAUCUGGGCGUUGUCCACAUGCAAAUGUGGAAAAUGUGAAAAGAGUCAAAUCAACAUGUUAUGGCUCCUCCGCUUUUUAGUAUCUAGUGAAGUCUUUAAGAACUCUCUCUACUCUGAACCCAUAAAAAUUUUAUGCUUCGACUUCAUUAAGAACAGAAAUUUGUUUGUAAGAACAUGUUUAUUACUUGAACAAUUAAUUGACACUGAUGGAGUUGUUAUGACAUUUGAUGAUGAAUUCUGUCAGUUAUUGUCUUCAUUGGAUCUCGUGGACACUGGUGUAGCUCUGGGUAUUAUCAUAAAAACCUUAACCAAAAAGACUGAAAGAAAUAGAGAAGAUGCAAAGAACUUACUUAAAUAUGGAAUUGUGAACAAGAUAUUGAAGUUGUUGUCACUGUCCACUUAUAGUCUGGCUAUCAUCCAUUUACUUCAAAAUUCUUGCAUUUCAGAGAAAGAUGAAGCGGUCAAAAAGGUCAGGAACAACGUUGAGAAUGAAUCGAAGACAUAUCCAGAAGUUGAUUUAACAUUUACAACGACACAAGGAGUGCAUUCAGCAGAUGUAGUUUCAGAUGUACUCUUCUUUUUGAUGAUUUUGUUUGAUUUAAUUUCUCAAAAGAAAGCAAUCAAGCUUGUAAAGGAAAGUGAAAUGACUAUUGCGAUGAUCCAAUUACACGACUCAAUCGAUAUUGACUCCCUUCCAGAUGGAUACACCCCACUUUCACAACAUCCGUUACAUGCGCUUUUUGGACAAUAUAUUCACUUCAUCUCGAUGUUACCAAAAGAAGAUAUAAUGAAGAAUGGAAUGAUCGACAUAGCCAUGGACGACAUCUCACAAGCAAAAGAAUGUUUUAAAGCACCACUCUUUUCAUUUGUCGAAGCUGUAGUAAGGGAGUGUAAUUUACAAGAAAAGAUAUACAUUGGAAAAACAUGUGGAGCUAUUAAAAGCGCGAUAUCGAUGUUGUAUGGGAAGAUGAAUUGUGAUACACAUGUCAUCUUUGAUGCCCUCGGAUGUUUAAUUCGAAAGAAUGAAGAGAAUUCCAAAGAGCUGAUUGAGUGUAUUCCCGAAAGCUUUGACAAGUUUCUGAAGAGGUGUGAAAGAGAAUGUGUUUCGUCAUGUGUUCUUUUGAGAAGUCUUUUGCUCAACAUUUUAUUUGAUAAAAGCGGAGGAAAUGCGAUGCAACAAUACCAGAAGAUUGUGAAUGAGAUGAUGCCCAACAUAUUUAAACAGUUAGUCGAUCAUUUGAAGGCUAAUGGAGUUAACGGACACACCGCGUGUUGUUUGAAUACAAUCGUUCUUAUAUUGGGGAUUCAUCCCAAUGUCGAUCUUUUUAUACAAAACGUUAAUAACACGAAAAUAUAUUUUGAGGAAAUCAACAAGUUAGUUCAAACCUUUGAGAAGAGAUACACCAAAGACGACCAAAUAGAAGUUUUAUUAGAAAUCACAAUGACUACAAAAAAACUGUGGAUGGAUGCUGUGAAGUGUGUGAAAGAGGAAUAA
Messenger RNA from Entamoeba invadens IP1, 1719 nucleotides. RefSeq lists its product as hypothetical. Lineage: Eukaryota; Evosea; Mastigamoebida; Endamoebidae. The transcript has a single exon. The coding region runs from base 1 to 1719 and encodes 572 amino acids. The record is from RefSeq and is a predicted model, not a curated record.